AUGGAGGGCGAUAUGGACAGUGAUGACGACAGCGAUGACGUUAUCCUUGUCAACGACUCCAGCAAGUCAUCUGCUACUUCGAUCCACUCAGCCACUGGUGUCGAGCCAUGGGCACUUCAGACAUCCUGGUCUGCCCCUGCUGUACUUGGCCAAGAUCACCACCAGGCCAUGAUGCCAGCAGCACCGAGCAAGGUCGAGGACGAGCUGCCCUCUACGUCCUAUCCGAAGGACGUGAGGGUUUCCUCUCAGUACUGCCUGUCCUACCAUCGGUUCAUCAACGAUGAGGAGAACGAUGACGAGUCGGUGACAUCCGAUGUCGAGUACGGGAACGAAGAUGCUGACAAUGCCGAUGCCGAAUCCAACGCUGAUGACGACACAACACCAGUCCGUGGACUUGUGUAUUCUGAGGAUGAAUACACCGACGACGAUUGUAGUGUUGAUCAGGAGGUCGAGCGUGCCAUCAAGGAUGCAAUCGAAGAGUCCAGUGAGGAUGAGACCAGCUCACAGACUGACCAGACUUUGAUGGUCAAGAAGUGUGACAUUGUCCACAUCACCAAGGUCAAGAGCUUGGACCAGACAGAGGAGGACAGCAGCAGCUACCUGUCUAGCGGCCCCUCAGGUAAUGACGUCACUAGUGACGAUGAGACAACGUCACAGGUUGGUGAAGUUUGUGUUGAUGAGAUCGAGACCAUGUUUUUGAUCUCCCUGAUCUGGACCUUGAUCCGCAACCCCUUAUAUGGCGUCUUCCAGGCCGGGCUCCAGUUCGUUCAAGAUAUCGUGAAAGGGAAGGAGGAUGAAAUGGACGUCGACGAGAAGAAAGCCGUGGUCGUCCAUUGA
Strongylocentrotus purpuratus (purple sea urchin) is the source of this 837-nucleotide messenger RNA. RefSeq lists its product as uncharacterized. NCBI's taxonomy places the organism in Eukaryota, Metazoa, Echinodermata, Echinoidea, Camarodonta, Strongylocentrotidae. The transcript has 4 exons. Bases 1 to 837 code for a protein of 278 amino acids. The record is from RefSeq and is a predicted model, not a curated record.